AUGAAUACGGACCAGUUUCGGGUGGCGGCCAAAGCGGCAGUCGAUGAGAUCGCCAACUACUAUGACAACAUCUCUGAUCAUCGAGUUGUUGCGGAUGUUGAGCCCGGCUAUCUGAGGCCGCUCCUCCCUGCCUCAGCGCCCCUGGAUCCUGAGCCAUGGGAGUCCAUUCAAGCCGAUAUCCAGUCCAAGAUUCUGCCAGGAAUCACUCACUGGCAGUCUCCCGGAUUCAUGGCCUUCUUCCCUUGCUCAAGCAGUUAUCCUGCUGCAAUUGCCGAAAUGUAUUCCAACGCCUUCAACGGUGCUCACUUCAACUGGAUCUGCUCCCCCGCCGUCACUGAGUUGGAGACAAUUGUGAUGGAUUGGUUGGCUCAGGCUUUGGGACUGCCUGAAUGUUUCCUAAGCGGCGGGCCGACUCACGGUGGUGGCGUGCUUCACGGAAGUGCUAGCGAGGCCAUUCUCACGGUCAUGGUUGCAGCCAGAGACAAGUACCUGAAUGAAGCGACGGCUCACCUGCCUGAGGGCGAGGAGAAGGAGGAGGAAACUUGGAGGCUUCGCAGCAAGCUUGUUGCCCUGGGAAGCGCGGGUGCACACUCUAGCACCAAGAAGGCCGCACAGGUUCUGGGAGUGCGAUUUGACACUGUGCCGGUGUCGGAAGAGAAUGGCUUUUCCAUGACGGGUGAAGCUCUGGCAAAGAAGCUCGAUCAGCUCAAGGCAAAGGGCCUGGAGCCAUUCUACUUGACAGCCACUCUAGGAACGACGGAUGUCUGUGCCGUCGACGACUUCGCCAGCAUCGCCAAGGCUCUGGCCCCAAGAGCUGGAAAGCCGGGCGAGGUCUGGGUCCACGUCGAUGCUGCCUAUGCGGGUGCGGCGCUGCUCCUCGACGAGAACAAGCCCCUUGCGAAGCCCAUGGCUGAAUUCCACUCCUUCAACUACAACCCCCACAAGUGGAUGCUCACGACAUUUGACUGCUCUGCGGUGUGGGUUCGUGCCCGCGGACAUCUCAUCAACGCUCUCAGCAUCAAGCCCCCCUAUCUGCGGAACCAGUACAGCGACAACGAGCUCGUCACCGAUUACCGCGACUGGCAGAUCCCCCUGGGCCGACGAUUCCGCUCCCUGAAGCUGUGGUUCGUCCUCCGCAGCUACGGCAUCCGCGGCCUGCAAGCACACAUCCGCAAUGGCGUCACCCUGGGCGAGUCUCUGGAAGCCAAGCUCGCGACGAGGCCGGACCUGCUGACCAUCUUCACCAAGGCGCGCUUCGGGCUGGUGUCGUUCCGGGCCAAGGGCGAUAGCGAAGAGCAGAUCAACAGCCGGACGGAGAAGCUGUACGAGGCGAUCAACGCGAGUGGCUUGUUUUACUUGACGAGCACGGUGGUGAAUGGACACUUUGCGAUUAGGGUGUGCACGGGAGUGGCGGCUGUUAGGGAGGAGCAUGUGCAGAAGCUGUUUGACUUGUUGGUUGAAACGGUUGAGGGGCAGUUGAAGUUGGAGUAA
Trichoderma harzianum CBS 226.95 is the source of this 1491-nucleotide messenger RNA. RefSeq lists its product as hypothetical. The record is from RefSeq and is a predicted model, not a curated record. NCBI's taxonomy places the organism in Eukaryota, Fungi, Ascomycota, Sordariomycetes, Hypocreales, Hypocreaceae. Bases 1 to 1491 code for a protein of 496 amino acids. The transcript is spliced from 2 exons. Gene Ontology annotation, molecular function: carboxy-lyase activity; pyridoxal phosphate binding. Gene Ontology annotation, biological process: amino acid metabolic process.